AUGACCAAUAUAACAGAGACAAAUGAAUCUCAGAGCAUCACAAAUGGAUUGUUUGAUGUUGCAAGAGGGAGUUCCUAUAAAAUAGUGGGAGCGGUCUUCAUUGUUAUUGCAGCAGGAUCUUUAAGUUUGGCGACCAUUAUUGGAAACAUUCUGAUCCUAGUAUCUAUCAAAGUAAACAGACAUUUGCGAACUAUUAAUAACUACUUUAUUUUCAGCUUAGCCUGUGCGGAUUUUAUUAUUGGUGCAUUCUCUAUGAACCUAUACACCAUUUAUAUUGUAAAUGGAUACUGGCCUCUGGGUCCAGUGGUAUGUGAUUUAUGGCUUGCUGUAGAUUAUGUUGUCAGUUAUGCCUCUUCCAUGAACCUCCUUAUGAUCAGCCUUGAUCGCUAUUUCUGCGUGACAAAGUUGGUUCGCUACCCUGUGAAGGAAAGACCUAAGAUGGCCUUGAUGAUGAUUACAGCUGCUUGGGUAUUGCCAUUUAUCCUAUGGGCGCCGUCCAUUAUCUUCUGGCAGUACAUCGUAGGGAAGCGGACAGUUAACGAAGGUGAGUGUUACGUACAAUUCUUCUCAAAUCCUGCCGUCACUCUUGGUAUCGGUACAGCUUCUUUCUAUCUCCCAGCUAUAAUCAUGGUGACUUUGUAUACAUUCAUAUCUCGUGCAAGCAAAUGCCGAAUUAAACAGGAUAAAACAGUGCCUGAAACAAGCAAUUCCACAGUUUCUUCUAGCCCAGUGAAAGACAAAAUAGCAAAAGCAAAUAAUAACAGAAUUCCAACAAUUCCUGAUGUGCCUCUGCAUGACCAAAUACAAAGUGGCAAAAUACCCGGUCAAUUGACAGCUGAUAGCUAUGACCAAAGUCAUCAAGAUGAACUCACUAAUGACUCAACUUAUCUCAGUGCAUUGCCUAGUAAUGAGAAUCAGGAAGAAGCAAUCCAAGGCAAAACAAACGUUUAUGUGGCACAAAAUUAUUUUAGGAUUGACAACUCCAAUUUCUUCUCAACGAAGGUAGUUUGUAAAUCUGAAAAAGAUGUCGACUGUGGCAACACAGUAGGAAUACUCCCAAAUAUCAACAGGAAGAAAAGGAAUGGCCGAAUGAUAAGAACAGGCCAUAAUUUAGUUAACAUAAAAAGGACUACAAUGAAGAAGGUAUCUAAAUCGCGAGAGAAUAAGGUAACCAGAACCAUAUUAGCUAUCAUCCUUGCAUCCAUUAUUACUGGAACACCGUACAAUGUCAUGAUGCUGUUGAGCACUUUCUGCUCAAUUUGUGUCCCUGACACAUUGUGGACCAUUGGAUAUUGGCUCUGUUACAUCAACAGCACCAUCAACCCAUUCUGUUAUGCUCUGUGCAAUACCAUCUUCAAGAAAACCUUCAAGAAUCUUCUCUCAUGCAAGUACAAAAAUAUUGGUACAACAAAAUGA
Rhincodon typus (whale shark) is the source of this 1416-nucleotide messenger RNA. RefSeq names its product muscarinic acetylcholine receptor M2-like. Gene Ontology annotation, molecular function: G protein-coupled acetylcholine receptor activity; G protein-coupled serotonin receptor activity. Bases 1 to 1416 code for a protein of 471 amino acids. Lineage: Eukaryota; Metazoa; Chordata; Chondrichthyes; Orectolobiformes; Rhincodontidae. Gene Ontology annotation, cellular component: plasma membrane; synapse; dendrite. The record is from RefSeq and is a predicted model, not a curated record. Gene Ontology annotation, biological process: regulation of smooth muscle contraction; G protein-coupled receptor signaling pathway, coupled to cyclic nucleotide second messenger; chemical synaptic transmission. The transcript has a single exon.